GCGGGCCCGGCGGCUUCCAGCCCGCGCCCCGCGGUGGCGGCGGCGGCGGCGGCGGUGGCGAGCAGGAGACGCAGGAGCUGGCCUCGAAGCGGCUGGACAUCCAGAACAAGCGCUUUUACCUAGACGUGAAGCAGAACGCCAAGGGCCGCUUCCUCAAGAUUGCCGAGGUGGGCGCGGGUGGCUCCAAGAGCCGCCUCACGCUAUCCAUGGCGGUGGCCGCCGAGUUCCGCGACUCGCUGGGCGACUUCAUCGAGCACUACGCGCAGCUGGGCCCCAGCAGCCCCGAGCAGCUGGCGGCGGGCGCCGAGGAGGGCGGCGGGCCGCGGCGCGCGCUCAAGAGCGAGUUCCUGGUGCGCGAGAACCGCAAAUACUACCUGGACCUCAAGGAGAACCAGCGCGGCCGCUUCCUGCGCAUCCGCCAGACAGUCAACCGCGGCGGCUUCGGCGGCGGCCCCGGGCCCGGCGGCCUGCAGAGCGGCCAGACCAUCGCGCUGCCCGCGCAGGGCCUCAUCGAGUUCCGCGACGCGCUCGCCAAGCUCAUCGACGACUACGGAGGCGAAGACGACGAGCUGGCGGGCGGCCCGGGAGGCAGCGCCGGCGGCCCCGGGGGCGGCCUGUAUGGAGAGCUCCCGGAGGGCACCUCCAUCACGGUGGACUCCAAGCGCUUCUUCUUCGACGUGGGCUGCAACAAGUAUGGGGUGUUCCUGCGAGUGAGCGAGGUGAAGCCGUCCUACCGCAAUGCCAUCACCGUGCCCUUCAAGGCCUGGGGCAAGUUUGGAGGCGCCUUCUGCCGGUAUGCAGAUGAGAUGAAAGAAAUCCAGGAGCGACAGAGGGAUAAGCUUUAUGAGCGCCGAGGUGGAGGCAGCGGCGGCGGCGAGGAGUCGGAGGGGGAGGAAGUGGACGAAGAUUGAAGGGCAGCUUCCCGUGCCGGCCUCCCUCACCCUACCACCACCCCUUUGGCUAGAGAGUUCCCCUUCCUACUCGUCCCCAGUGAGCUAGUGAAGAGGGAGCAGGGGAGGCCGCCGAGGGCGAAAAUAAAAAAAUAAUAUAGUUAAGAGGAAUAACCAUAAGAAACAGUCACAGACAAUUAGAGAAAAGCAGUAAAGUUCCAAGGAACUGCCAGCAACCUGCAAAGAGGACAGCAGCGUCUUCUCAUCUGCGAAAGAGUCUCAGCUUCUGUUUCCCAACCGAGGUUUGUAAAUUCAUCAGGAUAACCCUGGAGGGGAUAGAUCUUCGAACGUCUGGGACAAAAACCACUUCUGAAUUACCCAGACUCAUCUAUUGAUAAUAAUUGAGUUUGUGUUGUAGACCUGGGUAAGCUGGUAUUCUGAUCUCUCCAGGCCUCUCCGUUGCAGCAUCUAUCCCUUCACCUCCAUUGAAAUCAGCAUUUUGGAUCUAGGUCUGAAUGGAAUCCUUGAGAAGAAAGAGGCCUUUGCAGUUACCCAGUUCUGAGGGUAAAGGUUUAUGAAAGGGAAUGCAACUUGACACAAUCAUGGACAGGGCAAAAUAAGAAUUCAAGAAGACAUCGGAGAAUUCAGAAACAAAUUGGAUCCAUUUUUAAAAAAUGGUUUUGCAUGGAACCUGGAUCAAGGCCCCUGUCUUUUCUUUACAGAAUUGUUUUCCGGGAUGCAAAUGAAUUCAGAUAUCAAAGCUUGAACUAGAAUCCAUUACUCAAAUCGUUUAAAAAUUGACAAAAGUUUUUUUCAAAAAGAAAAGCAAUUUUACAAUGGGGAUUGCUGAGGUAGGCACAAGAAGUCAGGCAUAAAGCACAAGGCGGACUGUUUGAGUGGAUUAGUUGCUGCUCACUAAAGUUCUUCCUUCGAUCUCUAAGUGUGGAGGUCAUUACCAAGAAAUGGCUUAGGUAUGAGUGAGCCGAUCCCUGUGGCUCCACUGUAUGAGCCGAUGAAUUACGGCUAAUUCGGCUGUUACGGCCACUGGUUGGCUGCAUUUUAAACCUUAAAACUUGACUAUCUGCAAAAAGGAACAGUGUGGCUAAAAGCCUGAGCUUUAAUGGAAUAUACAUCCUCACAGAGAAGUUGGAAAUAGCCAGAACUGAAGUCUUAAUUUACCUUCAGUUUCAUCUGUGGAUUUAUUCAAACACUAAAGAUCCUCAGGUCCAGAAUUCCAGCAUCAUUUAUUUUAAAAAUUUCUAAGAACUUGAUCCAUUGUAUUCAGUACCUCACAAUCAAAGUUGGCAAAUGAUGGAUGAGUGAUUCAAGCAGUGCACCCGGGGGAAGCUGAAUACAUCUGUGAAUGGAACUUAAGUGAGCGCGAAUGCUGACUAUAUCCUGGAAGCAUUUUUAUACCAUCUUGAAAUUUCAACAAACUGGCAUUUGCCAGUUCAUCCAGCUGUCUUUCAAGAAUAAAAGUUGGGGUUUUCAAGGAUCGCCUCUUCUAUAUUUUAAAUGGAUUUUCAGUAGAAAUGAUUUUUACUAAUCAAGUUAAUCCCACCCCAUCAAAAGGUAUUCCUAGAAAUGUCAUAGACCUAGGUAACUUUGAAUUGAAUGGGAGCUAAAUGUUCUUUCCAAAGUUUUCAGGCAUCUGUGUGACACCUUCUCAACCGGGAGGCAAGUAACCCCACCUCCACGAUCUUAGUAUUUUUUUUAACUGCAUGCCUGCCCUUUAUUUGAGCUGCCUUUUUAAUUUAUUGCAUAUCCUUUUUAUUAUCUUAUUUUGGUAUUAUUCAAUCUAUACAAUCUUUUUGUAUUUAUUGGGAAAUAAGUAAUAUACAAAAAGGUCAUUUUCGUGUAUUUGUGGCUGAGAGGGAGGGAAAUAUUUGUGUAUAUAAAAUUAGGCUUUUUAAAAAAAUAGACUGAUUCAGAAUCUUCUUGAUCUUAGAUCUAAAAAUGGAAGAGCCACACACAUUGGUGCCCUUAGACUAUUUCUCUACUCAUCAUCCACAGUAGAAUUUUUAAACAAGUUUUUUUUUAAAGCUUUUCUUUAAAAUUUUUCUCCGUUGCAAAGAAUGUUUCCUAAAUUGUAUGGGAGCAAUAGUAUUUUUGAUGUUUUAAUGACAUCCGUAUACUUGUACUGUAUUUUGUACUACAAGGCAGCUGUUUUCAAUAAUGUCCUGCUGUAUUUACCUAUGUGUUUUGAGUGUUUAUUUCUUUGCUGCGGAGAACAAAUUCCUACUUUUAGUAAAGGAACUGAGAAGCUAGCAUUAGGUUUGCAGAAACUGUUUCUAAGUUUCCAACUGAGGCAGCAAUGAAAAUUAAGGUCGCAGCUAUUAGUAGUUGAUUGCUGUACCUCUUUCGUUUUCAAAUCCUGUACGAUUCCUGUAUAGACCAACUUGUUUUCUUGCUUCAGUGGUGGUUCUGUUGCUCAGCUGCAGUGAGCCAGUUCAAUUUUGCAAAGGUGCAGUACCUCUCCUUUUCAAGGGGUUGGUUUAUUUUUCUUUCUUUUUAUUUGGCUGAAUUGCAGUAACUAGCCUUGCCUUUCUAUUCUGUAGAAAUGACAGGGUCUUCACAAUCCUUCACCAGUGGCUACUAAGCUAUAAUUAGCUGAAUAGAAAGAAUGUGGAAGUGGUCUGAGGCAUAUAGAGUAUAUGCCAAGAACACUACCAUAUAUGGCAUCAGCUUUGGUUACCAGAGACAUUUUCUUAGUCAUUAGACCAUAUAACAGUAAUAUAUCAUAUGUAAAUCUUUAGAUAACAAUUUGAGAAUCCUCCAAAAAAAGGAGCUAAGAAUGCAUAAGCUAUGUGUUGGCAAAAGUAAUUUAUAUUAAAAUUUUGACCUGCCUUUGUAAGAUUAAGUGGUAAAUAUCAUAGUGGUGGGUUUUUAAGUCUUAACCAAUCUCUAAGGUUUAUUUCUCCUGCAGGGGGUGGUUCAUGGCCUCUCUUCCCACUGUAGGAAUACUGCAGAAGGAUGUGGAUUAAUUGUAGCAUUUCUCUGAUCCUCAUUCCAGUGACUAGGGACAAUAGAAAUCUGCAUGGAGAUUCAUUCUUAAAUGUUAGCUUGUUAAAGGAAUUGGUCUUUGUUCAUUUCUGUCAGAAAAUGGCAUUGUACAAAUUAUGGGAAACAACCAACUUUCCUGUUUUGUUUUCUAAGUGCUACUGUGAACGAUUUAGAGUUGUAUUUUUUUUUUUCUUUUUAAAUUUGGCAAAUAUCCCAGCUAAUGAAAAUAGUUACAUUCCAGAGAAGUAGGGAACUAAAACUCCAUUUCAAAUCAAUGCUAAAUUUUUUGUCAAACUACUGUAUACAGAAAUGUGUUUUUAAGAAUAGAAUCAAAAAGAGGAAAAAAAAAAAUCUAUGCAGAGACUCUACCACAAUUUUCUGGUUUCUAUUGUCCCUACA
Molecule: messenger RNA, 4292 nt
Organism: Nannospalax galili (Upper Galilee mountains blind mole rat)
Lineage: Eukaryota; Metazoa; Chordata; Mammalia; Rodentia; Spalacidae
Gene: Purb
Product: purine rich element binding protein B
Exons: 1
Coding region: 207-911 (234 amino acids)
Biological process (GO): regulation of transcription by RNA polymerase II
Cellular component (GO): nucleus
Molecular function (GO): purine-rich negative regulatory element binding; RNA polymerase II transcription regulatory region sequence-specific DNA binding; DNA-binding transcription factor activity, RNA polymerase II-specific
Source: RefSeq, a predicted model, not a curated record